Molecule: messenger RNA, 3341 nt
Organism: Octopus sinensis (East Asian common octopus)
Lineage: Eukaryota; Metazoa; Mollusca; Cephalopoda; Octopoda; Octopodidae
Product: protein prickle-like
Exons: 5
Coding region: 57-2360 (767 amino acids)
Molecular function (GO): zinc ion binding
Source: RefSeq, a predicted model, not a curated record
AUUUAACAUCAUUUGGAAAUGUGGAUGGUUUUGAUUAGCAGCUCGAUGUGAAGGGCAUGAUGGAGAGGAGGGAUCAGUUUGGUCCUAAUAUAUCGGUUCGCUUCACAGAGUCCUGGAAAAUCUGCUUACAUUGCAAGUGCCCCUACGAAAUUCACGAUCUGGGAGGUGUUACGGAGAAGGAAAAACAUCCGGAUAAAACUGUUCAUAAUGUGAAGCGAAAUUCAACUUCCGACGAUGAUAGCGGCUGUCCGCUGGAGGAAUUUACAUGGGUGCCGCCAGGACUGAAACCCGAGCAGGUUUAUCUUUACAUGAAUUGCUUACCUGAAGACAAAGUACCUUACAUCAAUAGCUUAGGGGAAAAAUACCGCAUCCGGCAGCUUCUUCAGCAGUUACCUCCCCACGAUAACCAGAUACGUUACUGUAAUAGUUUAACAGAAGAAGAGAAAAGAGAAUUACAUGUGUUUAGUUCGCGACGGAAACGAGAAGCGCUGGGGCGCGGAAGUGUUCGUCAACUACCUGUAGCACUCGACCAAAAUAUUACCUGUCCAAAUUGUCGCAAAUUGAUUGCAGCCAGUGAUAUGGCGGUGUUUGCAUCGAGGGCCGGUCCAGACGUUUGCUGGCAUCCUAGUUGCUUUCUGUGCUCAGUCUGUGAUGAGCUUCUAGUUGACCUGAUCUACUUUUAUCAAGACAGCCAAUUAUAUUGCGGUCGGCACCACGCGGAGCAAUUGAAGCCCAGAUGUGCCGCAUGUGAUGAGAUCAUUUUUGCCGAUGAAUGUACAGAAGCAGAAGGUCGAAGCUGGCACAUGAAACACUUCUGUUGUUUCGAAUGUGAUUUUCAGCUGGGUGGAACACGUUACUUCAUGCGAGAAGGCCGUCCCUAUUGCUGCGACUGCUUUGAUAGGAUGUAUACCCGCUAUUGUGAUACGUGUGGAGAUAGUAUCAGUACUGAAGAAGAUCAGAUAAUGUACGAAGGCCAGCAUUGGCAUGCUCUUCCUCAAUGCUUCAAGUGUCACACGUGUCAAAAGUCAUUACUGGGACAACGAUAUUUACCGAAACAUGGCGUUAUAUAUUGCUCUGCGUCGUGCAGCCGUGCGGGGUCAAUGCAGACCCAGACACCCAGGAGGCCCGAAGACUAUUUUCAUGAUUUAAAUCUCCAGAGUUAUGCCUUGCCCCAUUCCCCUCCAGCCCAACACCAAAUGUCGCUGUCCAUCCAUGAUGCAUCACUGGAACCUCCGUUGACCAGUGACUUCCAGCAACAAUGUACGUUGGACAGCUGCGUCUCAUCCGACCGCGACCAGGGCUACGCGACAAGCAGCAAUAGCGAGGUAUAUGCCCCGCUCGGCGGGUUCGAUUAUGUCCGACCAGUUACACCUCACAAAGACGAAACAGAUAUAUUUGAUUACGAUUUUACUCGAAAUGGUUUUGUGGACUCAGCACCUGUUUGUAAGGAGCUCAGGAGAAAAAACCGUUUGUCUCAGUUCUCAAUGCCAGACUUAACGAAAGAUAUGCCAGGUUCACCGGAAACCGAGAGGAGAGCUGCGUUCAAUAACUGGAACAGAGGCCGACACGGCUCUGAACGAAAUCUCGAUAAUCCACAGCAUCUUAAUGACUACAAGCGACCCGAGGAGGAAAAUAUCUACCAGGAAAUUCUAUCGAAUCAUGUUUCUUCGUAUAACAGAUCCAGCUCGUCGACAGAAUGUUCAGUGAAAACGUGUCAAAGCGACGUUUUGCAGCAACACAAGCGAAACGAACGCUCUUUGACGCCAACCAGAGAUUACUCGUCGAUACCGUUGCCUGAUGACAAGAAAAUGAAUCCGAUAUCAAGGCCGAAUGACCCGCGAAUUCAAUAUGAAAUUAGGCAGCAUUUAAUCCAGCAACAACAGCAACAGCAAGGAAUACCGCAACAGCAACAUCGCCACCUUCAGCAGCAGUAUCAGCUGCAACAACAGCAGCAGCAACAACAACAACAGCAACAACACAUGCCACUCGGCUGCCCACGGAGUCGCAGUUUCGAUAGCCGGCCCAUGGUUGUUCAUUUUAGUGAGCCACCACAUCAGGGAGAAAUAUCAACGACAGGAGAAUACAAACGAAGCCCUUCAGAUCCAGCCUUAUCUAGUAACAGUGAAAAAUACGUCGAUGGCGGUCACGCAGACGACCAUUGCAGCACGUGUUCCAGUUCCAGUGACUCUGACGAUUAUUAUUAUUCUUUCGACUGUUCCAGUCGUUAUGGUACGCGUAUUUCCUACGUGGAUGACGUCGGUAUGUCCGUGUGUAGAAUGGGACGUGGUGGCCGUGUGGAAGGUCGGAAUGUUAGUGGUAGAAGCCAUCGUGGUCGAAGCAAACACUGUGCAAUAUCUUAAUAAAAGGAAUCAUUCAAUCUAGAUUGUCCAUUUUCCCUGGCAUUGAUAGAAUGUUGCGAACCUCUUAAAAAGAAAACGACAUUCGCACAAUCUGCAGUCCUAAUUCUUUCGCUAUCAACAUCAACAGCAACAACAAUAACAAGACGAAGAAAUGCGACAACUUCGACAAUGAUUGGUUACAGAAGUGAUUAAAGAAGAUUCAAGGUAGAAGACAUAAUACACUUAGAAGUUUUAGAUAAUCUGAAUUGGAUAAGAUGUGAACUGGAUUGCGUUAUUGGUUAAAUGGAAAAGUAGAGAGGUGAGACGAGAAAGAAAAAAUAGAAUAAUUAUAGAAAAAGAAGACGAGAGAAAAUGUCUGACAACGCAAUUGUUCGGUUAAGAUGAUGUUUUGACCCUUUUUUAUUGCGGGGAGAGACGAAUGAGGUGAUUUCUCCUCUUGGCCGAAAUAAUAAUAAUAAUAAUAAUAAUGAUAAUGAUAAUAAUAAUAAUAAUAAUAAUAAUAAUCAUAAUAAUAAUAACGAUGACAAGAAGUAUGUAUGUGCAUAUACAUAUAUGGUUUCACUGUUGAUGCUUGUUUAAGCCUCCAAAAAUAUACAAAGGCAAGAAAUGUUGAAAAAAAAAACAGAAACUUCAGACAGGUGAGAUAAUGAAGUUGACAAGUAAUUAUUGAAAAUGGAUAAAAAGAGAAAAAAAAAACAACAACAUGCGAAACUCCCAUAAAUGGAUUUGAUUGGUUCAUCAGAAAUAUAUAUAUAUAUUUCGGUAUAAAUAUAUAUAAAUAAUAAUAAAAGCAAGUAAAAUAAGCUUCGAUUGAAAUCUGGUCAAAAACUGCCGGAUUUAAUUGUUUUUUCUUGUUUGUUGUUUUUAGUUUUCUUGUUUGUUUCUACUUCUUCUCCGGCCCCUCCCCUCAAAGCAAUGUAUACUCCGAGCUCCUUGUUGUUUUUGUUGAUGUUGAUGUUUUCCUAAGUUAUUCAUUAUUCA